Molecule: messenger RNA, 3446 nt
Organism: Anneissia japonica
Lineage: Eukaryota; Metazoa; Echinodermata; Crinoidea; Comatulida; Comatulidae
Product: golgin subfamily A member 5-like
Exons: 10
Coding region: 134-1579 (481 amino acids)
Source: RefSeq, a predicted model, not a curated record
GUUGAGGUCGCUGUGCAGCUAUGGCAACUGUAAACUGAAUGGUUGGUGGUAGGCUUUUGAGUAGAGGCUUAGAUCAUGACUUCACAAUUGUUUACUAUUUCUCUAUAAUAAUCCAUGCAGAUUGUUUUGACAAAUGCAAAUGGAUAGUGACAAUAAUUCUGGAGAAGAAGCCGUUGAUGCACAAACUCAGUCAGCUAGCAUGCAGCCUACCAGCCCACAGCCAGAUGUCUCGCAGUCAACCAGCCUACAGUCGGACAUACCUGAGCCGGAGAAUCCUGCACCGGAUAGCCCUGGACUAGGCAGCCUUGGGCCGGACAGCGGCCUACAGCAGCAGGAUCCUCCAGGACAGACACCUGAAAUAGACAAGGAGAGCCAUUCACCGACUGGAAGUGAAAGCAUCAAAGCACACAAACAAAAUGAAAAAGAGAGCGAAAACCAUGAAGUUAUUGGCCAGAAGAUCAAUGAACGAGAACUAAGGGUUGUAAAGGACGAUGUUGAUGCAGAGGGAAAAGGAACUGCAAGUACAAACAUUGACACAGAUGAAGAAGUGGGAGAAGAAGGUGUAGAGAAAAUGGAAAAACAAGAUAUGAAUGAUGAGAAAGGUGAUGGAUCUCAACAGGAAUUGAAAGUGAGUGACAUGGCAGUGGAUGAAGUCAACACGAAUAUGGACAUGAAAAGCAACAAAAGGGAGACACCAACAAAGAAGACAACAGAAAUAAAGCCAUUACCAGUAGAUAACAAGAAAACAACUCAUAAACAGAAAAAUAAUAAAAGCAAACGUUCAGUAUUUAACAGAAGCCAUAGCCCCUCCAUGUGUAGCCCAGAAUAUGCCAUCGACACAAUGGUUGUUGAAGAGUAUGAGGAAGCUUCAAGACUGUUAAAAGAAACAAAUUCUAGGCUGGCUACAGAUGUUGAACUUGCUAGACAGCAUUCCCAGAAACUAUCCCAUGCAUUUAACAAGCGCAUAAAAGCAGCUCAAGAAAGGAUCGAGGAUCUUGAGAGGGAGCUGCAGAUGACCUUUGACACAGCUGUCCACUUCGAGACACUCUAUGAGAAAAUGAAGCUUGAAGAAGGAACAAGCAAAUCAUCUCAUUCCGCUCCUCACCGUGCUCAGACACCUACCACAAUCAUGAUCCAGCCGAAAGAAAUUGAUGUCAAAUAUUUGAGUUUAGUAGAAGAGAAUAAAUGUCUGAAAGAAGAGAUGAGGAGACUGAAGGAUGAAAACAAAUUAUUGAAAAUGAGGACGAAUGAAUCAUUUAUAGAUGUCCAGCAUCAUAAGAAACAACUAGCCAUUAGCUACAGUGACAGGGAAAUACUACAAAAAAGACUUCACAAGCAGCAACAGCAGAAUAAACGGUUGAAUCAAUCGAUGACAAAACAAACAAAUGCUUGGAUCCAAAACAAACAGCAAGAACGCAAGCUAGAUAGAGAAAGGCAGUUUCAACGUUCAGUUACCCCCAUCUCACUGACGGGGGGUAAGCAGAGAUGUAGGUCAAAACCGGUGAAAAGUAAUGAUGAUAAACCAAGGAAUAUACCUGUUGAAAGUUGGGCUUCCGAAAAUCCAUUGAAAACUAUUUAAUAAUAACAAGGAAUAUAAAAAUAAAGUAAAUAACAAAAAUUAAAAGAGAGGAAGAAAAAAUGGAGAAAUUAAGUGAGAGAUGGAUGCAGAAAAGGGAGUUAUUGUGAUAACUAUUUUGAAUUUGACAUUGAAACAAGGGAAAAUUAGAAUAAGAUGUGGUAUAUGGGACAAAUAGAGACGUGUGAAAUAUUGGGGUGUAAAAAGAUGUUAGAUGUCAUUAGAUCGGAUGAGGACAGAAUUGGAGUGAUUGAGAGGCAGACUAACAGAGUAAGAAAAGAAUGAGAGUAGAGAGAAUAUUAAAAGAGAGAAAAAGAAGUAUUUAAACGUUUAUAUAUCUAAAUGGUGAUGAUUGUGAGAUUUAAGAGGGCUGCGAAAAUGUAUUUAUAUGAGAAGCAAUUAAUAGAUAUAUUGUUGAAAUAAUAAGGGUUAGAAUAUUUAUAUUGGUGUAUAUUUAAAUGUGUUUGUGUGUUAUUGUGUUGUAAAUGCCACGCAAUAAAAGCAUGUUUGAUAUUCAAAUAAAAAUGGAAUAAACAAUUAAAUGUGUUGAGGAAGAGGUAGAUACGAUACAAAAGCCUUGUGGAGCGCCGGGUAGCAUUUGAUGGGGCCUGGGCUGUAAAUCCUCCCUAUGGGACUUCCUCCCUAUGGGAAUCCCAGCCCAGCUACUUAUCCCCCUGGCUGGUCAGGAAAAGUUUUAUUAGUUUUAUUAUUCAGAGAAGAGUACUAACUGGUAUACAAAGUCUUUCUGUUUUAAGUGUUGGAAUUGAAGAAUUCAGCGUUUCAGUCCAGCACCGUAAAAUCAUCACUGCCUAAAGUGGUUACCAGUAUUAAGGAUAUAAGAAUCUCCAGUUUUUGUUGUAUUGUAGAAUGUCAUACAAGCAUUUUAAUAUCAUUUGAAAAUUUGAUUUCAAACUGUAGUGGGUCUUUGAAUUUAGAGGCCAUGGAGCUAUGUGGAAGAUUAUUAUUAUGUUUAGUCAUUAUUAAUAUACACAUUGUGGAGUGAUUGGGACAGGAUUUGCCCAACGGGAAGAGGGCUGAUGUCCCCGAUGAAAAAAAAAUGUAGGCGUGGUCGGGCGUCGCUAAAAAUCUCGAAAAAAUGUUGCAAGGAAAAUAUAAAAAUUUAGGGGUUUCGAAGGCUUAUUUUAUCGAUUUUAGAGUCUACUAAUAUGUAGAAAAAAUACACCUUUUUUUUACAUUUUUUUUUCUCCCCGACGAAUUGUGGUUUUUCUCCCUGAUCGGCGGAGCAGUGACGGGGGAGCAGCCCUCCCCCGCUGGCGCUACCCCUGACAUUGUGUUGCCGAAACCCGACUGACCAAAAUUUUCGAUAAAUGAAUUAACCAAGUAGAACUUAAAAUUCUAGUAUCGUGCUUAAAAAAGUUCACUUUUUUAUGAUUUAAUUAAUAAAUUUGAUAUUUCUACCCUUGUUUCAGUUAUGUGGUUAUCAUUUUACCACCCAAAAUGAAGUGACUGUAGGUAAAAUUGUAUUUUUCACAACUGCAUAUAAAGCCUAAUAAACUGGUCUGAACUCAACACUGCAUUUUCUCUAUGAUUAAAGCAUCUGGAAAUAGCUCACACCAUAGAGAAAAUAGAACAUUAUUUUCUCUAUGCUCACACCCACGUCAUUAGGAGACUAUGCUACCAGCUGCAUACUCCCAUGGUGGUGUUGUUGAUCCAGACCAUCUGACAUUUUUUGGUAGCCGCCACCUCCCAUCCCCCCACUCCCACCCUUUACCGAAAAAUCCUGUAGUCCCGACCCACAUUUUUAAAUUGUCGCUGUUUUUGGGCAACACAUCAGUCUUUGUUUUAGUCUAUACAUGUAUAUUAAUAAAUGUAUAAAUAUCAUAUCGCUGCUAUUCUCUUCCAAAUUUAA